UCUAUAUAUUUUUUUUUUAUGAGUUGUUUUUUGUCGAUGAUCAGAGUUUAUGCCAAAUGCCAUAAUCUGUGGUUUACGCAUUUUUGGGCUUGCUUGGCGGCUGUGUUUCUAGGUUAUAAUUUUGUAAUCAACGAAAAAAGAAAAACUUAUUAAAAUGGCGGCGGCUAUGCCAAUAAACCCUAAACCCUUCCUCAACAGUCUGACCGGUAAAUCUGUGCUGGUAAAACUAAAGUGGGGCCAUGAAUACAAAGGUUUGCUAGUGUCUGCUGAUGGAUACAUGAACUUGCAACUAGCUAAUACUGAAGAAAUCGUCGAUGGAUCAUGUACAGGAAACCUUGGCGAAGUCCUCAUUAGGUGUAACAAUGUCCUGUAUGUAAGAGGAGCUGAGGAGGAAGACGAGGAGGGAGAAAUGAAAGAAUAACAUUAAUUAUUUUACUAUAAAUAUAAGGGUUAGGUUUAAGUUUUCCAUACCUUAAGUCUUGUGUUGAAUAUUCCCAGAUAUAAUGUCAAUGUAGUGGUUCAACUUGAAUGGUAAGGCGAUAAGAGCGUUCAGAAAGAAUUAGAACUAUUCUUUCUUUUGUCAAAGAUUUGUAUAAGGGCUAUUUGUACAGUACCUAUGUACAAAAUAUCUUGGCGAAUCUUUAGUAAGCUGCUAGACAGCCCAGUAGAACUUUUGUGAACAAAUUUGAUGAGUGCUCAGCUAUUUAAUGAGGUUCAGAGAAAUCUAAACACAUUGGACAUACUGUAAUAAGUUAUUACAGGUUGGCAAGCAACAUUGUUUGUUUCAAUGGGAAUUAUAAGUACUUCAACAAAUAACUAUGUGUGAUAUUUAAAAUUUGUAAUAACACUUAUUACAUUUCCAAAUGUCUAUGAUAAACCUGAAUAAAAGGUUAUUCAGAUACCUACAAA
Molecule: messenger RNA, 909 nt
Organism: Helicoverpa zea (corn earworm)
Lineage: Eukaryota; Metazoa; Arthropoda; Insecta; Lepidoptera; Noctuidae
Gene: SmF
Product: small nuclear ribonucleoprotein F
Exons: 4
Coding region: 155-421 (88 amino acids)
Biological process (GO): spliceosomal snRNP assembly; mRNA splicing, via spliceosome
Cellular component (GO): catalytic step 2 spliceosome; U1 snRNP
Molecular function (GO): RNA binding
Source: RefSeq, a predicted model, not a curated record